GGGUGGGCCGCUCGGACUUCCGGUUUGGGAGCUGGACUGGGAGGCUGGAGAACCCGGGCUGGAGCCCUACCCCGAGCGGGUGAGGCUAGCCCGCGGUCAGAAAUGCGAGUGGGUUGAGCGACAGCCCGAGAGGGAGAAUAUCCCAGGAGUGGGUCGGAGGGUGCUCUCAGGGCGCUUAGCCCGGUCGGAGGCCUCUGGAGGGGCUCACGACGGCUUUCGAGAGUGACCUGGCCGGAGGGAGAGAAGACAAAGAGGCCGGAACCCCGCACCCGCGAACCUUGCAGCCCUCGGAGCGCUUGGCCAGCACCCGAGCUCGUCCUCAGGAGACCCAUGACUACUGCCCCUUCGGACUCCCACUCUCCACCAACUCAGUGGGACUCUCCCCAAGCCCACCCGGCCCUCGCUUCAGGAGCCAAAACCAACUUCUGUCAGUGCGCGAGGUUUCCAGUCACUAGUUCCCGGCUAUUUACUGAGCGGUUACUUCUGCUGUGAGGGAGAACAAAGACCCAGUAUUCAGAGGAAACUCUUCUUACAGAGAGAGACUCAUCUGCAGGUGAUUCUCCAAGGACAUGAGAAGAUGGGUGUAAGCCCUGGAACCUAGACCCUUAAGUGGAGGGAAGCUGCUUUCUGCUGUGAACGAUGGCCAAACCCACCCUGAGAGGGAAUGGCACUAACUCUGAGACCUUCCGACAGCGCUUCAGGAGAUUUCAUUACCAGGAGGUAGCUGGGCCCCGGGAGGCUUUCAGCCAACUCUGGGAACUUUGCUGUCGGUGGCUAAGGCCGGAGGUGCGCACCAAGGAGCAGAUUGUAGAAUUGUUGGUGCUAGAGCAGUUCCUGACCGUCUUACCUGGGGAGAUCCAGAAAUGGGUACAAAAGCAAUGUCCAGAAAGUGGAGAGGAGGCAGUGGCUCUGGUGGAAGAUUUAGAAAGAGAGCCUGGAAGACCUGGACGUUCGGUCACAGUCUCUGUGAAGGGGCAGGAAGUGCGCUUGGAGAAGAUGACACCCCUGAAAUCAUCACGAGAGUUAUUAAGUGUUCGGCAGGAGUCAGUGGAACCCCAGCCCAGGGGUGUACCCAAGAAAGAGAGGGCAAGAAACCCAGACCUGGGACCACAGGAGCAGAUGAACCCAAAGGAGAAGCUCAGACCUUUUCAAAGGAGCGGAUUUCCAUUUCCUAAAUCCAGUGUGGUCUCCAAGUUGGAGCAAGGAGAGCCGUGGAUCCCAGAUCUGGGCUCCAAGGAGAAGGAACUCCCAAGAGGCAGUCACACAGGAGACAGACGAAUGCAUGCUGAUCUGUUACCAUCCAGGAGAGAGAGAAGAAGCUGGGUGGAACAGGAUCACUGGGGCUUCGAGGAUGAGAAGGUGGCAGGUGUGCACUGGGGCUAUGAAGAGACCAGAACUCUCCUCGCAAUUCUCAGUCAAACUGAGUUUUAUGAGGCUCUCCGAAACUGUCAUCGAAACAGCCAAGUGUAUGGGGCUGUGGCUGAGCGGCUCCGGGAGUAUGGGUUCCUCCGGACCCUGGAGCAGUGUAGGACCAAGUUCAAAGGUCUCCAGAAGAGCUAUCGGAAAGUCAAGAGUGGCCACCCACCUGAGACCUGCCCCUUCUUUGAAGAAAUGGAAGCCCUGAUGAGUGCCCAGGUCAUUGCCCUGCCCAGUAAUGGCCUGGAGGAGGCAGCCUCUCACUCUGGCCUGGUGGGCAGUGAUGCUGAGACUGAGGAGCCAGAGCAACAGGACUGGCAGCACAAGGAGGGAGAAGAGGCCAUGGCUGAAGAGUCUGACAGUGAGGAAGUGGGCCAGGAGGCCACCCCCCAGGACCCCGACAACUCCACCACACCCGUCCUUUUCCGAAGCCCAAGUGGUGUACACUGGGGCUAUGAAGAGACAAAGACCUACCUUGCAAUUCUUAGUGAGACUCAGUUUUAUGAAGCCCUCCAGAACUGCCACCGCAACAGCCAGUUGUAUGGAGCAGUGGCUGAGCGGUUAUGGGAAUAUGGCUUCCUUAGGACACCAGAGCAGUGUCGGACCAAGUUUAAAAGCCUCCACACCAGCUAUCGGAAGGUCAAGAAUGGCCAAGCACCAGAGACCUGUCCCUUCUUUGAAGAGAUGGAUGCUUUGGUGAGUGCCCGGGGUGCUGCCCUGCCCAGUGAUGGCCGGGAAGAGGAGGCAGCCUUGUGUCCCACCCAGGAGACCAGUGAGGCCGAAGCCGAGAAGCAAGCCGAGGAAGCAGAUGAGGCCAUAGAAGAAGAUUCGGAAGAUGAUGAAGAGGAUACCGAGGUACCCCCAGAGGCUAUGACCCGUGCUCCAGUCUUAUUUCAGAGCCCCAGUGGUUUUGAGGCUGGAUUUGAGAAUGAAGAGAAUCUAAAACGGGAUAUUGCUGAGGAAGUACAACUACAUAGGACGUUACUUGCAAGGUCUGAGAGGAAAAUUCCCCGGCAUCUUAAUCAAGGUAAAGGCACUGAGAGUGAAUGUAGAUCAGGAAGACAGUGGGAGAAGACCCCAGGGGAGAGAAGAGGAAAACCAACAUUCCCAGAGAGGAGUUUAGGUAAAGUUCUAAGUCAUCAGAGACCUUACUUGGGGGAGAGACCCUAUAAAUAUCUCAGAUAUGGCAAAAGCUUUGGUCCAAACUCCCAUCUCGUGCAUCAGAUAUCCCCUCAAGUAGAAAAUCCAUAUAAAUGUGCUGACUGUGGGAAAAGCUUCAGUCGGAGUGCACGCCUCAUUAGACACCGGAGAAUCCACACUGGAGAGAAACCUUAUAAAUGUCUUGACUGUGGGAAAAGUUUCCGUGACAGUUCAAAUUUCAUCACCCAUAGAAGAAUCCACACAGGAGAGAAACCGUAUCAGUGUGGUGAGUGUGGAAAACGCUUCAACCAGAGCUCAAGCCUUAUCAUUCACCAGAGAACCCACACAGGAGAAAAGCCCUAUCAGUGUGAAGAGUGUGGAAAAAGCUUCAAUAACAGUUCUCAUUUUAGUGCACAUCGAAGGAUACACACAGGAGAGAGACCCCAUGUGUGUUCUGACUGUGGAAAGAGUUUCAGUAAGAGUUCUGACUUACGUGCACACCACAGAACCCACACAGGAGAGAAACCCUAUGGGUGUCAUGACUGUGGCAAGUGCUUCAGUAAAAGCUCUGCUCUUAAUAAGCACCGAGAGAUCCACACACGAGAAAAACUUCUCUCACAGCCAGCCCCUAAGUAAGCCCCUCAGGAUCUAUGAAGAAAACAGUCUCAUUACAUGUAUUGAAAUUGUUUAGAAAAGUCCUCCAAUAGUGAGAUCCAUCUCCUAAUCUGUGCCUGGCUAGUUUAGGAAAUACUCUAGAAUUUACCCCACUGUUUGUUUCUAUGUCUCUCCUGGAUCUAGAGUCAAAUUCCCAAAGCAUCUUAAGAAUGAAAGGAAGAUUUCAUUCCCUCUCCUUGCCUUUAUUGACGGUAACACCUUUCCCUCUCAGUGCCUAUGUUGUUCCCUUAAUAGAGAGGACACAGUAGUAGAUCCUAUGAGUUUGACAUGCACCCUUCUUUACUCAUCCUGUUAUAAACUGCAUUUCAACUAGAAAAACCCAUCACAGCAGCAUUUCAUGGAGAAGUAGUAAGAAUUCUCAUUGAAUGGGUGUAGCUCUUUAUAUAGCAAUGGAAAUGCAAAAAAGAAUGACUUUUCCUGCUCACUUAACCCUGUGCUCAGAAUGACAUAUUUGUCAUGCACACUCUUUCUUUACCUUAAAGAAGGAGAGUUUAAGUGUCCAAUUUGGUUCUGACCUAUAAGUCAUUUUGUCAAGAACCUAGGUGUGCUAUAUGGGGAAACAAUGUAAACCUCGUAUAAAUAUUGAGGUGUGAACCCUGGAUUUCUUAGUUUCUUCCAAGCCCUAGAAGCUUUGGAAUAGAAAAAUACUGUAUUUACAGCGUCUGGUGUGAUUUUUUUUUUCUGGUCCAUCUCAUCUGAAUUUCAUGUGUCCCUUGUGGUCCAGAAGCCUAAAGAGCAAGCCAGUUGGAUGCGGUGAUAGGGAAAGCAGUUAGAACUGCCAAGAGGGAAUUGUCCAUAUUCCACACACUCUAAACACAGAUUAUCUUUGGUCAGUGGAGUUGACAAUACUUAACACACACACACAUGCACACAUAUUCAACUGUAUACAUCUACUUUUAAAAGCAGUUCUUCAAAUGCAAGUGUACUUCUGAUCUUUAUGAUCAAAUAGUAUUGAAUUAAUUGCCCACAUGUUCAUAGCAGUAUGAUGAGCAGGUACAGCACAAGUUAAACAGACCCUGUCCUCUUCCUUACAACCUAAAACAGAUGACACUGACAUGGACAAAUAGUGCACAUGUAUAGCUGCAACAGUUUUAGAGAAAUCUAGAAAGCUAGGUAGUAACACUAUGCAUAAACCUUAAGGUCUAAUGCAUUAGAGUUUGGAAAAAAUUUGAGAGGUAUUUUCUUCUCUUUAAUCAGGAAGGCUUCAUGAAGCAGGAAGUGCUCAGAGGGAAGGUUACUAGGUGGGAUGAACUUUCCAAAACUCAUUGCAAAACUGAGUGCUGAAUGGGUGAGAAAUGGGAAAACUGGGGAGCAAGGGAGCAGAGGGCAAAGGACAGACUGUAAGGAAGGUUAGACAAAGCUUGGAGUAGCACAAAAUUGGAGGGGUAGCAAGAUACGGGCCGUGCAGAAGGCAGAGAGGGACUUGGCUCAGCUAAAACAUGGAGUGCCAGGCAGAUAGGAGAUGGGCUCCCAUCCUCCAGAGUAAAUCAGGUACUGUGCUGUGCUUACUGACAAGGAAACAGCUGACUGGCGCUGGGGAAGAAGGAUGAGCAGUCUUAGGGGACUAGCUCCUAUGGGAGACGAAGGUCAGAAACCAGUAUCUUAAGAAGAUACUUCAAUGGGCAGUUCAAAGGAAAGAAGAACGUGAGUGAUGGCCAAGGCCUGGGAUAAGUAGCUGCAUCAUUAGUCACAUUGAAUGAGUUGGGAUGGGAAUGAGAUCUGAGAGAGAAGUGGGGAGGUAGAAUUUUCUAAAAUCCAUAGCUUACUAUGGUAGAUGAAAGAUUAAUUAGGGUUCUGGUGCUGAGGGAAUUUCCUAAUUCCUAACUCUUACGAAUUAAGGGGAGAUGGUGUCUCAAUUAUGUUGCCUAAGCAGACAGGAAGAUACAAGCAACACGAGUCUAAAGCAAUGCCUCGGGAUCUGAGAUAGUUUAGGAAGUGUGCUAUAGUGUUUUUUAAAAAAUGAGAGAUCACUGUCUUCAGUAUGUCUAUGUAUUAGUCUUGUGGAAAAAGCACUGGUGUGGUACCAACAGAUACAAAUUCUGGUUCCAGAUGUCUUAUGUGUAAGUCAACCUGCCUCCAUUUCCCUUUCUGUAAAGCAGAACAGUGUUUACACCUUAAUCUGCCUCUCAGGGAUAUCAUGUUAAUAAAAAUUCUAUCUAUAAAAUGCCCAGUGGUUCUCUAGGUGUUUUUUUUAAAAAAUGUUUAUAUGCAAAUUAUGAUAAAGUUGUUGCUGGUAGGAAAAGAUAAAUCUUUACCUGCUUUUUCUGGCUGCCUGUAUGGGGUUACUACAAGUAUGCCUGUCUGAAUCUUUAUGUUCUAGGCUGAAAAACAAAUUAGAAUGUGGUAAAAUAGAAACAAAAAUCUUUCCUUAGUAUCUGUAUCCAUAUCCAUUGGGACCCAUCAUAACUGGGCAUGGAGAAUGAGUCAAUUUUAAAAGACCCAGGACCAGCCCUGCAACCUCCAGAUGAAGAGAAUGUGCAAAAGGAAUAGGGCAAGAAAACCAUAAUUCAAAGAGUCAUGUACCACAAUGUUCA
Molecule: messenger RNA, 5765 nt
Organism: Balaenoptera musculus (blue whale)
Lineage: Eukaryota; Metazoa; Chordata; Mammalia; Artiodactyla; Balaenopteridae
Gene: ZSCAN29
Product: zinc finger and SCAN domain containing 29
Exons: 6
Coding region: 640-3192 (850 amino acids)
Biological process (GO): regulation of transcription by RNA polymerase II
Molecular function (GO): DNA-binding transcription factor activity, RNA polymerase II-specific; RNA polymerase II cis-regulatory region sequence-specific DNA binding
Source: RefSeq, a predicted model, not a curated record